Tetranychus urticae (two-spotted spider mite) is the source of this 2844-nucleotide messenger RNA. Its product is annotated as growth hormone secretagogue receptor type 1-like. NCBI's taxonomy places the organism in Eukaryota, Metazoa, Arthropoda, Arachnida, Trombidiformes, Tetranychidae. Gene Ontology annotation, cellular component: plasma membrane. Gene Ontology annotation, molecular function: G protein-coupled receptor activity. Gene Ontology annotation, biological process: G protein-coupled receptor signaling pathway. The record is from RefSeq and is a predicted model, not a curated record.
UCCUCAACCAAUUCAUCCAUCAGCCAUGCGUUACUUGAUAUUGAUAUGUAGAAUGGUGCACAUUUCUACAUUGUUAAUCUAGUUUCGAUUGAAGACUUGUUAAGGUGAUUUUCAUGAAUUAUAAUCUACCAUAACUGAAUGUGAGUAGUGAGUGAGUAAAAUCGCAAAAAACAAGUUUUUCCUUGAAAAUUGAAAUAAGUCCUUUAGUCAGCUUUGCCAUCAUUAUUAUCAACAUAAUCGUCAACUUAGUUUUUGACUUGUUUCAUCACUAGAAACGUGGAGCAGACCAGCAUUAAACAAUAACGAUUAUCUUAAAGUGUAACUCACGCUAAUUGGUAAUCAAAACUAAAUGAGUAAAAAGAUGGAUAUUAUAUUUCAAUGGUUCAUCUUCAUUCUUAACAUCGUCCUCAACAUCAUCUUGUUAUCUUAAUUUUGCGCUAUCCUUACCUCCUCAAUCUUAUUAUUUUACGGUCAAGCGCCAAAUAAAAGAUUCACUUUACUGUGUGAAAAUUGGAAUGAAAAUAACAACAUUUGUAAUCUAAUAUUCAAUUCAAUUUUCACCCGAGCAAUUGAUAAAUCUCUGCCUCAAAUUAUCUUCAUCAACAAAGUUAGCAACAUCAGUGAUUUCAUCUAAUAAACUUAUUCUGUGCUCCGAAUUGAAAACAAAAGUUGAACACUUAAAAUUAUUUCUGCUAAACGUGGCUGAGUUAAUAGUAUCGGCGGUAUUGAAUCAAAUUAAGAGUCAUCACCAUAAGAGAGAAAGAAUCUCAGUUCAAAAUGAAAUUGGAUAAGUAGCAGUUAUUCUUCAUUCAUAAUAACAAGGCCGAUCAUGUUCCCAUCUGAUUGUUUCUAUUCUCUUUUAUCAACACUUCCUUCAUCAAAUUUAUCUCGCAACUUCUCAACAUCUAACUUGAUCACAGGUUCGUACAAUGGUUCAAACAACACAAACCAUAUGAAUUGGAGUGCAAAUUCAUCACUAACAACAACCUCAAGUUCAAUUGCAAACUCAUAUAGAUCAAUGUAUAAAGUUAACCUUUCAAUUAUCCUUACAUCGGCAUUAGCUUCCACUAUGUCACCAAAUGAAUUAAUGCCCUUUAAUUGCAAUGCAACAACAUUAACAACUACUUCAACACCUUUGGGGGCAAUCAGCGUACCUUUAUCUCCUUCAAACACUGUUUUCUCCGAUUGGAACUUAUUGCCAUCAUCCGUAUCACCUUCUCCAUCUUUUAUUUCCUCAACAGUUUUUUCAUCUUCAUUACCAUCACCCUCUCCAACAAGCUCUUUGGAAUUAUCUGGUAAUGAAAUAAUUAGCCCACAAUUCCCGUAUUAUAUGAGAACUUCUGCGACAUUAUUUUGUGCUCUUAUUCUGAUACUUGGUACCACUGGAAAUAUUCUUGUUCCAAUUGUUGUCUGUCGAACAAAAGAGCUUCGAAAUUCAACAAAUAUAUUUCUCAUAAAUUUGAGUUUAGCAGAUCUCUUUGUACUAAUUGUUUGUAUGCCAACAGUUUUAAUUGAACUUCAUUCCAAGCCUGAAAUAUGGCUUCUAGGACAGGAAAUGUGUAAAGCUGUUCCUUUCGUUGAAAUGGUAGUUGCUCAUGGAUCCAUUUUAACGAUGAUGGCCAUUAGUUUUGAGCGUUAUUAUGCCAUUUGCAAGCCAUUAAAAGCCGGUUACAAAUGCACUCGAUUAAGAGCAGUGAUAAUUAUCUUGUCAGUUUGGGCAAUCGCAAUCAUCUCAACAAUUCCGAUUCUUUGGAUAGCUGAAUUGUCUCAUGAAACGUACAUUGAUGGAAGUUUGGUUCCUGUCUGUUUGACCCAAGCCAACAAAUUGUGGCACAAAUUAUACUUCAUUGGUACCAUGAUUGCUUUCUUUUGGUCCCCUUUACUUAUACUGAUCAUCAUUUAUAUCGUGAUAACGAAAAGACUUUUUCUCAACGAUGAAAAUAUCCGAACCUCAACCAACCAUGGGAAUCAUGAAUGUGGUCAAAUGAGAGCGCGAAGACAAGUUGUUUAUAUGUUGGCCACAGUAAUUGCGUGUUUCUUCAUCUGUCUUCUUCCAUUCAGAUUAUUCACCUUAUGGUUGCUUCUGUCUUCCACAGAUCAGGUCAAGUCACUCGGAAUGGAAUUAUAUUACACGACGUUAUAUUUUUGUAGGAUCAUGUUAUAUCUCAAUUCAGCAUUGAACCCCAUUCUGUACAAUUUAAUUUCAUCCAAGUUUCGUGAUGCAUUCCUUGCAGCAGUUUGUUGUCAAAAAACAAAACGAUUGCUUCUCAGACAGAAUACAUUUAAUACAACAACAAGUUCCAUGUUGAUGAGUUCACUCAAGAAUGCUCAAUCACCAAUGUUGAAUAAUCGAAAAGAGCAAAAUAUUAAAGAAAAGACAAAGAAAGUGGAACCCGAUUUAUUGGUCAAAGACUGUCCAAUUGACUUAAUUUUUCAAAAUUUGAAAAAGUCUUCUGCUGAAAGUUAUGUAUAAUGAAAAGUUAUGUUUCAAAUGUUUAAAUAGCAUCAAAAAUAAAAUAUCAUUCAUGACAACAUUUGGUGACGAGUUUUCAGUAUUUCAAUUGCAUCUCGAGCAAGAAAUUACAUACAGUAGUCAUUAGACUUAAGUUAACAAAAGCCGAUAUUUUUUUCAUACACUGGUAGCUGCACUUAACGCAACAAAUUGGGGUUUCACUUAACGCAAUUUUUAGGUGUCGCCAUCUUUGGUAUUUUAUUGUUUUAGAGACUUUAAUAUGUAAUUAAUGCUCGACCUUGAAGAUAAUUGUAUGAUCUAAUAGAUGGCGACUAUGGUAAAAAUUGACCCAUUUGUUGCGUUAACUGCAGCUACCAGUGUAGUCGCCAUCU